Molecule: messenger RNA, 711 nt
Organism: Protopolystoma xenopodis
Lineage: Eukaryota; Metazoa; Platyhelminthes; Monogenea; Polystomatidea; Polystomatidae
Source: the annotation of a GenBank genome assembly
AUGCUUUCUUCCCACGAUUUGGUCUUCUCUGCUAUAGCCACGGAAGAGGCAAAUGAAAAGGCAAUGCUUGAUGAAGUACCAACUGGAUCUGACCUUCCCACAGGCCAAGAGUCCAUGCAUGCAACAAAGCAGGGCCGGGACUUAGAGCGAGCUACUGAUCGACCAAGAUCCUGGUCCGCCGACCGUUCUGGAAGCCAUUCGUUCACCAAAGGUCGAUGGGACCGUAACUACAUGGAAGGUCAGGCCCAUGGAAGCCGGGCUGGAGGACAGGGAGGGGAGCUGAGGUCUCUUGGGGGCUACAGAUCCGGGGAUCAGGACGACUUGGGGCCUGCUAUCGCAGGACAGCCCAGCAACACGCUCCUCAUUGUGGUGGCCACCUCGGUGUUCGGCUUUGUGGUACUCACGGCCAACCUUUUGGUUGUCGUCUGCCUCGUACGCAGGCAACGCCACCAGCGGGCAAGACUUCGAGCCAAGUUAGCUCAGACAAACGGUUUCGGAAUGGCCAGUUUAAGCGGCACGACGCAGAUUCACAGUCCAAGUAAGUUGAUCCCUUUCACUGCCAAUCUUCUUAGCCGAACCAUUAGUUGUCUGGCCAACAUUAGCCUGGUUAAUGCCAAUGCCAACACGCUUACCAAUCGAAGAUUGAAUUCUUUGGACCAGACUCAUUUUAAAGGGGUUCUGGCUAACGAUCAGGGGAAUGCGAGUCGUUUG